UUUGUUUUUUGUCUAACUUGAUGCUAAUAACACGCUUUUUAUUUUAAUUUUAUAUAUUACUUUAUUAUAUGUAUAAUAAUUAUAAAUAGCUUUGUUGUUCUUAAUCUUUGUGUUAGAGUAUAUAUAAUAUAUUUUGAAGUUUUAAUCAUCAGUUUAAACUUUUGUUUCAAAGCCAGCAUGAUAAGAAAUUACGGGUUCUAAUAUGAUGAUUAAGGCACCGUAAUAUAUUAUAUAAUCUUACAAUUUGUUUAUUUCAAAAUACCGUGCCAGAUUUUUAACUUUCAGAGGUCAAAUCAGACACUUAUAUACGUAUAUUAUAUGUGGAGUAACAUAAAAUAAUAAAUACGUAUAUAAUAAUAGGAGGAAACUUUUGAUAUAAGAAGAGGUGAAGACAGUGUAGGAUACAUGCUUACCACCAAAUGAGAUUAUGAUUAAUCCCUGAAAACACUUGUCACCCUUUCUAUGAAAAAAUCAUUAAGCAAAACUUUUCUACAACUCUUUUUGUAGCCAAAUAUAGUGGAGUCCAUGGAAUCAUGUGUACCACCUGGAUUUCGCUUCCAUCCAACUGAUGAAGAACUUGUGGGCUAUUAUCUCAAGAAAAAAAUUGCAUCUCAAAAGAUCGAUCUUGAUGUCAUUCGUGACAUUGAUUUGUAUAGGAUUGAGCCUUGGGAUCUUCAAGAUAGAUGUCGGAUCGGAUAUGAGGAACAGAAUGAAUGGUAUUUCUUCAGUCACAAGGAUAAAAAGUACCCGACAGGAACCAGGACAAAUAGGGCCACAAUGGCAGGGUUUUGGAAGGCAACUGGAAGAGACAAAGCUGUGUUUGAUAAGAAUAAGCUGAUUGGUAUGAGAAAAACCCUAGUUUUUUACAAAGGUAGAGCUCCUAAUGGCCAAAAAAGUGAUUGGAUUAUGCAUGAAUAUCGACUUGAAUCUGAUGAAAAUGGACCUCCUCAGGAAGAAGGAUGGGUAGUUUGCCGAGCAUUUAAGAAGAAAACAAGCACACAAUCAAAGAAUAGAGAGGGAUGGGACUCAAGCUUUAUGUAUGAUGAAGCAAGUGGUGUAAGCUCAUUGAUAGAUCCAAUACAUGACUACAUCUCAAGGCAAUCCAAUUCAAACAAUAAUUUCUUUCCUAAGAACUUGUUAUGCAAACAAGAAUUAGAACCCGAAUCCUUAGCUAAUUUCAUGCAUUCACCCUCAAUUGAUAGUUACCUACAACUCCCUCAACUUGAGAGCCCUUCUCAAUUACCCUUACUAAAACGAGUCCCCUCGAGUUCCAACUCUCUAGUGUCCUACAUCAACAAUAAUAACAGCAACAACAACAACAAUAUUGAGAAUUACAACAUGAAUAAUGACCUAAAUCAAAAUAAUACAAGUGAUUAUAUUAUGAGGAUGAAGAAUAAGGUGCAAGAUUGGAGAUCAUUGGACAAGUUUGUAGCAUCACAAUUAAGUCAUGAUCCAAAAUCAAUUGAGAAUAACAAUGAUGUACAAUAUUGUCAAGGGAUUGCUUCAAGCUUUAAUAAUUAUGAAGAGGGUGAUGCACCAAAUGAUAUUGAAGCAUUGUUGCUCUUGCAUGGAACCAAUGAAAUGGAUGAUCAUGAGAUAAUUGAUGGAACCAAGUUAGUAAGUACAUUUUUAAAUUCUAGCUCACCUAAUUGUGAUAAUAUUGGCAUAUGUAUUUUUGAUAAAUAAUGAGGGUUCUUAUUUUGUGAUAUUUUUUCAUAUGAAAACAUGCAUGUGCAUGAAAUAUAUAGAUAUUGUUAUGCUUAUUGUAAAAUUUACUAGAAUAUAUAUUUUGUGAUGGAAUGAAGAUAUGUCUCUCUAUUGUAUACUUCCCUAUUAUGUGAUAACAUUUACAUUUGCUACA
Amaranthus tricolor (Joseph's coat) is the source of this 1861-nucleotide messenger RNA. RefSeq names its product NAC domain-containing protein 37. Gene Ontology annotation, molecular function: DNA binding. The record is from RefSeq and is a predicted model, not a curated record. Bases 526 to 1686 code for a protein of 386 amino acids. The transcript is spliced from 4 exons. Gene Ontology annotation, biological process: regulation of DNA-templated transcription. NCBI's taxonomy places the organism in Eukaryota, Viridiplantae, Streptophyta, Magnoliopsida, Caryophyllales, Amaranthaceae.